Anarrhichthys ocellatus (wolf-eel) is the source of this 2204-nucleotide messenger RNA. RefSeq lists its product as uncharacterized. The transcript is spliced from 5 exons. NCBI's taxonomy places the organism in Eukaryota, Metazoa, Chordata, Actinopteri, Perciformes, Anarhichadidae. Gene Ontology annotation, cellular component: membrane. Bases 30 to 851 code for a protein of 273 amino acids. Gene Ontology annotation, biological process: regulation of cell differentiation. The record is from RefSeq and is a predicted model, not a curated record.
UCUCGGGGAUCCACCAUGGGGUGCUCAGGAUGUACGGUGGAUUUAUUUUCAAACAGUGGAAAAAGAGGUUUCUGCUUCUAACAGCUGAGGGCAGCCUCCUUGUGUGCCAUGAUGCCUCAUCUCCUCCUGACCAGCUGGUACUGUUGCAGAACAGUUGUGAGGCAAUUGUGGAAGGCAAGGAGAUCCUGGACCUGCCCAAAUUACCCUCUGGUGGAUGCAGGGAUUGCUGCUUCGCCCUGAUCCUUCCCCAGAAUAAAUACCUGCUGCUGCUGGCUGAAACCGCUGCAGACUGCAGUCAAUGGCUGAAUAUACUGAAAAAAGUGAAAAAGAGUCUCUCAUCACCUAUCAGUCCGUGUAGGCGUCAUCAGGUGCCACCACCACGCAUUAAACUCCAAGAUCUGGUGCCGGAGCAAAUCCUGGACAUAGAUCAACAAACUCCACCUGUCAGCAACACAGAGGCCCCCUCCCCAGGGCCUCUGACUUGUUCUUCCCCAAGGGAGAAAGGCAGAAAUUCUCCCCGUACAAAGUAUUACAAGGGAGGUGCACAGAAUUCAGCUGGGUGUCUGCGCCAUGGCACGAUCAGUAAUGCCGAGGCGGUGAGGGCGGUUUAUCUGCUGAUGGGAGGGGCUGCUGCUUCCUCUGCCAUGGGUUACCUAGGCACAUGCUCGCUCCCUAAUCUGGAAGCCAAAGCUCCUGACCUGCCACUCAACACGGAUUUCCCUGGCAUGGGAGCAACAGGAGCGUACAACACCGGCAGCCCUGCACUCGACUCCCCUCACUAUAACAGCUUUGACUUUGAAGUGGCAGACUCUGAUUUUGAUGCUUUUGAUUGUGGUGGAUUUACUUUCUAAUGAUGUGCUGCAUAGAGGCUAUGGAUACGGAUAGCUUUAAUGAUGCUGAAAAUGUACUUAAAAUGUCAUCAUGAUCAGUCAAAAUGACAUAACCAGAGGACGGCCUCCAAUAAAUAUGCUUUUUUAGGGGAAAAAAAGUUGCUAUGAAAUUCAGUCAAUACUUUAAAGGCAGAAUAAGUAGGAUUUAUCAUGAACACAACAACACAAAAUUCAAAGUUGGCCCCUCCUCCCUGGCUCAACUACAUCAGAAUCUUACAAUCGCCAGUGUGUGAAAGCCAACCCCACAUUCAUUCUCGUUUUGGAAAGAGGUUUCGUCCACUUGGCUAGAUUUGCAUCUUAUUCGGCCCUGCGAUCCACCAACUUUGGCAGCUUCCUCUUGGAAGUGUGCUUAGGAUCUGGCACCUGGUUGCUUUGUUUUUAUAUAGGUUGGGGCCCGGAAACGCUUUGAACACAUGCAACAGAAUACACUGCAGAUACAGACACCGCCAUAAACUUCUAGGUCACAAUGAUGAUUGAGAGGGAUUAUUUUUGUAUGAGUCGGUAAAUUGUUUUUUAAACCAUGCCUUUAAACCAAGCAGCAACCUCCAGUGCUGAAAAAUGAAUUGAACGAGGAAGUUUGAAAAACUGCAGUUCCUCAAAUGGUCACUUGAGGCUAAAUCUCCAUAGACCCGCACUUUAAAAUGCCCAACUUUCGGUUCCGUCUCAGGUCUCCAGAAGCCUAUGGGUGACGUCACAGAGACUACGUCCAUAUUUUAAACAGUCUAUGCUUUAAACCUGCAAUAACAGAUUUUUGGAGAAAGGUCUAUUUGCAGUCUUGCAGGCUACAUGACAACACAACACACCCCCUGAGAUAACUGAGUACCCAAACCACGAUCUUUAACCUAAAGCCCUAUUCUAGUAGUUUCCUAGUAUUUCCUGGGGACCUCUUGUAAUUGUACUCAUUUCAGAGGUCGUCUGUGAUCUCGCUCCUGUGCGAAUCUGCCUUGUUCGUAAUUUGUCAUGUAAAAAUUGCACUGCAAUUACAUACCAUUUUUUUCCAAUAAUCCUGAGGUCAUGUGAUUGUGAUUGACAGUGAAUUGGUUAAAGAUUUGCAAGAAUGCAUAAUAUGCAAUGUAUAUACUAAACUAAUACAAGCCAUGAAAGAAUGAUAUGUCACCUACACCAUGGAUAAUAAUGGGAGACAUUUCUAAUGUUGAAGUAUUCUUAUUGUAUAACCUUGAAUGGAUGAAAAUAGAUCUGCAUCAGAUUUCUCAUUUAGUUUCAGUUAACAUGUGUACAAAUUGACCUACUAUGGCUGCUCCAAAUCUCAGCAUCAUCCACUUUUGUGCAUGUACUGUGUUUCUUUCAAAUAUC